AUGGAGUUGGAUUUGAUUCCAAAGGAACUGUCUGCACCUCAUGGUGAAGCAGGCAAUACACGGAUGAGAUGUAUGGCUGACUAUGAGGUCAAACGUGAGAUUGGCGAAGGAUCCUUCAGUGUUGUGUAUUCAGCGACUGAGAAAGCCGACGCGCAUCGAGAUGUUGCGAUCAAAAUGUGCUUCAAAAAACAAAUUUUGAAGGAGAAAAGG
Ostertagia ostertagi is the source of this 210-nucleotide messenger RNA. The record is from the annotation of a GenBank genome assembly. Lineage: Eukaryota; Metazoa; Nematoda; Chromadorea; Rhabditida; Trichostrongylidae.